Molecule: messenger RNA, 1980 nt
Organism: Sus scrofa (pig)
Lineage: Eukaryota; Metazoa; Chordata; Mammalia; Artiodactyla; Suidae
Gene: DDO
Product: D-aspartate oxidase
Biological process (GO): D-amino acid catabolic process; L-aspartate catabolic process
Cellular component (GO): cytoplasm
Molecular function (GO): D-aspartate oxidase activity; FAD binding
Source: RefSeq, marked provisional
ACUGGGAAAACAAGAGUUGGUGCCAGAGCCUUCUGUGGGUGCCAAGGCUGCGUUCUCAAAGACAGGCCCAUGGAUACAGUACGGAUUGCAGUUGUGGGGGCCGGUGUGAUGGGGCUCUCCACUGCUGUGUGCAUUUUCAAAUUGGUACCAGGAUGCUCCAUUACAGUCAUUUCAGACAAGUUCACUCCUGAGACUACAAGUGAUGUGGCAGCCGGGAUGCUUAUUCCUCCUGUUUAUCCAGACACACCCAUUCACAAGCAGAAGCAGUGGUUUAAAGACACCUUUGAUCACCUGUUUGCAAUCGCCAAUUCUGCAGAAGCCAAAGAUGCUGGCGUUCUCCUGGUGUCUGGUUGGCAGAUAUUUCAGAGCGCUCCUACUGAAGAAGUGCCAUUCUGGGCUGAUGUGGUGCUGGGAUUUCGAAAGAUGACUAAGAAUGAGCUGAAGAAAUUCCCCCAGCAUGUGUGUGGUCAGGCUUUUACAACCCUGAAGUGUGAAGGCCCUACCUACCUCCCCUGGUUGGAGAAAAGGGUGAAAGGAAGUGGGGGCCUGGUACUCACCCGACGAGUAGAAGACCUGUGGGAGCUUCACCCAUCUUUCAACAUUGUCGUCAACUGCUCAGGCCUUGGAAGCAAGCAGCUUGUAGGAGACAUGGAGAUUUUCCCUGUGAGGGGCCAAGUGCUCAAAGUACAGGCUCCCUGGGUGAAGCACUUUAUCCGAGAUGGGAGUGGGCUGACUUAUAUUUACCCUGGUAUAGCCAACGUCACCCUGGGUGGAACUAGACAAAAAGGAGACUGGAAUCUGUCCCCAAAUGCAGAAAUCAGCAAACAGAUUCUUUCCCGAUGCUGCGCCCUCGAGCCCUCUCUCCGUGGAGCCUGUGACAUAAGGGAGAAGGUGGGCUUGAGGCCCUCUAGGCCAGGCGUGCGGUUGGAGAAAGAGCUCUUGGUCCAGGGCAGUCAGAGGCUGCCUGUGGUCCAUAACUAUGGUCACGGAAGUGGGGGCAUUGCCAUGCACUGGGGCACUGCUCUGGAGGCUGCCAGGCUGGUGAGCGAGUGUGUCCAAGCCCUCAGGACCCCUGCUCCCAAAUCAAAGCUGUAGAUGACAUGAAACAACAGCAGAUGGCCCCAGAAUAUUAAUCAGCAUAUCAUUUAAGCAGCAGAAGAGAUUCAAAUAACUUUCCCACUGAGGGAAAGUUUAAUUAAACAUGACUUUGUUUUCAAAAUUAGAAUGGAUGCGAUAUGUAUCAAUAAACUUGACUAGUACUAAUCUAAUUUAGUACCAGACUCAAGUGUAGUACUAAUGACAUAGGGCAUUAAGCUCUAUUUUUGUUAAAAAUACUUUUUAUAAAGUAAGAUUUCUUUUAUAUCUCAUGUCUAAGGGUCUAUGCUAAUUCCCACGGAUGAAGGAUUCUGACAUUUUUUUGGGCUGAUACAUCCAUAGGAGGAGAUAAUAUAUGGAAAGCACUUCACUCACUGUCAGUUGCAGAGCUGCCCAUGAGGCUCAUAAGUUAUAGUCAAGUGAACACUAUAAUCAUUUGAAAUUACACCUUUGAUCAUAAAAUUCAUGCUUGUUCUGUUUAGUGGAAGACAAAGCAUGAUUGCUGCUAGUACUAGUGGUACCCUCUACUUCCUCUCAGCUGGUACUGAUGGCAGAAGACAGGGAUGAUGUGGUCUACGGAUGCAGCAUCAACUCAGUAGCUGUCUGGGGUCAAUCACCUAAGGGUCAUGCUUUCCAUUACCACAAAUGAUUGAGAGCUGGCUCACUGGAUGGUUGAUUUUGCCUAAGCAUUUUUGAAGAUUGAAUAGCAUGUGCAGCCAAAGAGCUAAUUUGCUAAUUAAGAUGGAACAAUCACUCUGAAUGAAAUAUAACCAAAGAGUUUUCUGCAAGUUGUUAAAAAGUACUGGGGAGGCGUGGAAAUGGGUCUCAUGAUAAAAUGAGCCUGGGAAUUGCUGAAUUAAUAAAUCUAAUCUGGUUUUUUGACUU